Saimiri boliviensis boliviensis (Bolivian squirrel monkey) is the source of this 4014-nucleotide messenger RNA. The record is from RefSeq and is a predicted model, not a curated record. Lineage: Eukaryota; Metazoa; Chordata; Mammalia; Primates; Cebidae.
GCUCCUGCCCAGCGGCGGCGGGACUGGCCACACCCUGCGCGCCGCGCGGGCUCGGGUGGGGUCUCUGCUCCUGCGCCCUGCGCGCCGGAGCCGCGCCCCCGCCAGCGCCCCGAACGCUGUGGCGCCGCGCGCCCCGCCCAGCCAGGCAUCGCGCGGCUCCGGAUCGCGCCCCGCAGCCCCCUCGUCUGCCGCGACUUCCCCGGCCCGGCCGCCCGCGCCUCCGGGACCAUGCUGCGCUGGCUGCGGGGCUUUGUGCUGCCCACCGCGGCCUGCCAGGACGCGGAGCCGCCGACGCGCUAUGAGACCCUUUUCCAGGCGCUGGACCGCAACGGGGACGGAGUGGUGGACAUCGGCGAGCUGCAGGAAGGGCUUAAGAACCUGGGCAUCCCCCUGGGCCAGGACGCGGAGGAGGUGGGUCGCCGCCGGGGCGCAGGGAGGGCUGUGGGCGCUGCGGUCGCGGACCGAGGAGGGCGGCGGCCCGAGGCGUUGCCAAGAGGAAGGAGGAACUGUGGCGUCCGGCGCUCGGUGGCUUCAGAAACUCGGGCAUGGGGCCACGGACGGCGACCCCGAGAUUCCCUUGGUCCAUCACACUUCCACCCGCCCCCGCCCCGGGGUUGGGGCGCUGCGAGGGAGAUAUCCUUGAUGGACUCCCUCUACGGAGAUCUCUUUUGGUACCUGGACUAUAAUGAAGACGGAACCUUGGACAUUUCUGAGCUUCAGGAAGGCCUGGAGGACGUAUGGGUCAUUCAUUCUCUAGAAGAAGCGAAGUCGUCUUUGUUAAUUGAGAAAGGGAAAAGUGAAUGGUUCCUCCAGCGGUACAGUUUGGCAGAUAAAAAUGCAGGGGCAAAAGGACAUAUGUACAACAAUAAGGGCCUUGUAACAGAAAGGCAUCAGAGUGUUUUCUUCUCCAGCCGGAUGGACCCCCACGGGGUCCCACAGAGGCGAGGAAAGGCCUGCAAAAAGUCUCAGCACAGGCGGAUGGGCUGGUUAGCAGUGGAGUGGACGGGGGCCCAGGGGAUUCCUUGCAUCAGCAGGUGCCGGGAGAGGACUCGAGGGGACGCGGCUACACGUUCUGCUCGACCGCCCGUUUCGCCGCCUCCGCCCCGCCCUCCCCCGCGCCGCUGCCGGCGUCUUGUGUCCCGGGCCCGGGACUCCGUGCUGCGCAUGCGCUGCAUUGAUGCAGAUGGAACAAUGACAGUGGACUGGAAUGAAUGGAGAGACUACUUCUUAUUUAAUCCCUUUACAGACAUUGAGGAAAUUAUCCGUUUCUGGAAACAUUCCACAGGAAUUGACAUAGGGGAUAGCUUAACUAUUCCAGAUGAAUUCACAGAAAAUGAAAAAAAAUCCGGACAGUGGUGGCGGCAGCUUUUGGCAGGAGGCAUUGCUGGUGCUGUCUCUUGAACAAGCACUGCUCCUUUGGACCAUCUGAAAAUCAUAAUGCAGGUUCAUAGUUCAAAAUCAGACAAAAUGAACAUAUUUGGUGGCUUUUGACAGAUGGUAAAAGAAGGAGGUAUCUGCUCUCUUUGGAGAGGAAAUGGUACAAACGUCAUCAAAAUAGCUCCUGAGACAGCUGUUAAGUUCUGGGCAUAUGAACAUUACAAGAAGUUACUUACUGAAGAAGGACAAAAAGUUGGAACAUUUGAGAGAUUUAUUUCUGGUUCCAUGGCCGGAGCAACUGCACAGACUUUUAUAUAUCCAAUGGAGGUUAUGAAAACCAGGCUGGCUGUAGGCAAAACUGGGCAAUACUCUGGAAUAUAUGAUUGUGCCAAGAAGAUUUUGAAACAUGAAGGCUUGGGAGCUUUUUACAAAGGUUAUGUUCCCAAUUUAUUAGGUAUCAUACCUUAUGCAGGCAUAGAUCUUGCUGUGUAUGAGCUCUUGAAGUCCUAUUGGCUGGAUAAUUUUGCAAAAGACUCUGUAAACCCUGGAGUCAUGGUGUUGCUGGGAUGUGGUGCCUUAUCCAGCACCUGUGGUCAGCUGGCCAGCUACCCACUGGCUUUGGUGAGAACUCGCAUGCAGGCUCAAGCCAUGUUAGAAGGUUCCCCACAGCUGAACAUGGUGGGCCUCUUUCGACGAAUCAUUUCCAAAGAAGGAAUACCAGGACUUUACAGAGGCAUCACCCCAAACUUCAUGAAGGUGCUCCCUGCUGUAGGCAUCAGUUAUGUGGUUUACGAAAAUAUGAAGCAAACUUUAGGAGUAACCCAGAAAUGAUGCUGCAUUUUUUUUUUAGCUCUAGCAUGAUAAUUGAAACUUUCAACAAUCCCUAGAGUGACUUUUUCUCCUCGAAUCGAAACAAGUCUAUGGCCAAAGAAACUGUAUUUCUUUCGCAAAAGGGAAGAUGAUAACAAUGCAACUUUCGGCUCAAUUAUAUGUACAUAGAAAUGUUAAAAAUCAUAGUUUUAAUACGUUUUGAAAAGGCCACACAAUUAUACUUUGUCUGUUCUUAAUAGUCCUUCUGCAAAUCUCUGCCCUGAAUCCGAAAUCUGAAAAUGUACUUGCUUAAACAAAAUUUGUUUUGUGUGGUUAAGUUACAAAUCAUUAAUCUUUAUUUUGGGUGGUUCACGUUUAUGCCAGUUCCUUUAUAUUUAAAUGUCUUGUAUAUCUUUAUAGAUUUCUUUAAAUUUCCUUGUCGAACCAUUAAUAGAAAAUCAUUACAUUUAAAAUACACCUUCCAGCAAAAGCAUCCAAAUAACUGUAGGGUUUAUGUCCUUAUUUUUCUUUCAGCUGAAUAGGAAUGAACACUGGUAGAAUUUCUAAAGAGAAGUGAUGAAAUUAUCUCUUUACUUCAGUGGGCACUUUUCUAUUUUACAUGUACCAUUAUUUGGUUCCUGGAGUUACACACUAAUUUUCAAUAUAUUACUGUUAAGUUGUUAACACAAGACAACUUAAUUGAAAGAUUCCUUUCUGCCAUUGCUUUGAAAAGCAGCAGGAAACCAAAUCCUUUGACUGCUAACGGCUUCUGAAGAGCAUCUUUCUUCCUUUGUCUUUUGUUUCCUACUUUUUAAAUCAGAUUCCAUUUUAAUCAGGAAGACUUCUUGGGAUCAUUCUUAGUAACCUGAAAUUUCUUCUUAAAUUACAUGAAGUGGGUUGAUCAUGAGUGAAUGACGUGCUUAUUUCUCCCUCGUUGUUGAAUGUCUUUGAACCUGCUGUUCUCAAUUUGGAUAGCAUACAGGUGAGAGAUACGUACUAGUAGUAUGUAUUACUCAUAUACAUUAGAUACCUACAUUUAAAUGAAAGGCCCAAUUUGUAAACAUAUACAUUCAUAUUCUCUCCUGCUCCAAGUUUUAGGAACAUGUUAUGAUAUAGGAGACUGACUUUAUAAUAAUGAUAGCAUUUUAAAAUUUUUCUAAAGCCAUUUUUGUAGUCAACUAUCUUUUCUUAUUUGUGUGAUUAGAACUUAGAAAAAUAUUUACUAAUUGUCACUUUUUAAUUUAGUUCUUAAACUCAUUUGACUUCAAUAAUUUCUGUUAUAAAUUGCCAGCAUUUUAAUGAAAAUCUAAUGACAUAAUAGGCAUUUUUUGAACCUACCUCUUUUAUUUUCUGAACCAAAGAGAAAGAUGAACUAGUGUUUGUGAAGCAUUUUCAAAAAUGUAGUUUCUUUUAUAUUAGUUGUGUUUGAUAAAUGUCUCAGUAUUUUUAUAAUAUGAUAAGCCUGGGAUUCUAUCUUAAGGGUUGUUUGUACUUCUGAAUAAUAUAUAAAAUGACAAUAUUAAGGUACAUGAUCAGCUCUUUCUAUUUUUAUUCAUAAAAAUUAUGGAAACGAAUAAUUUUGCUAACAUUUUUGAAAUUCCAAACUUCUGGAAAAUAUGAAAGUAUUCAUUGUUCAUUAUGAAUUUAAAUUGUUCCCUAUUUAACAUUUGUAAGGCAUGAAUGUGAUUUGUCUGUACAUCUUGUAUCUUUUCCAAAAAAUGAUUCUGUAUCUUUUGGAAAAAAAGCUGAGAGUUGAAGAUAGUGUAUAUCUGGCAUUACUGAAUAUUUACUUUUAAUUUCUAUCAAAAAUAUAUAUUGGUUUUUAAA